Molecule: messenger RNA, 885 nt
Organism: Emiliania huxleyi CCMP1516
Lineage: Eukaryota; Haptophyta; Isochrysidales; Noelaerhabdaceae
Exons: 3
Coding region: 1-885 (294 amino acids)
Source: RefSeq, a predicted model, not a curated record
AUGGGUGCGUCGCUUUGGUUCAAUGCUCAGCCCCUGUCAUUGCCGCUAAUCCACUUGCCGGUCGACGCGUGCGGGGUUUUGCUGCCCGGCGAGUCAAGGCGGAUACUCAUCGAGAGGGAGGAUGAUCUGGCAGCGCUGAACGAGAUGCAGUUUGCUUGCGUCGGCGUUCUUCCCACCACGCCGCAUUGCGCUCGCGUGUCCACGCUGCUGAACGUGCGCGAGACGCGGCGGCAAGAGGUGGGCGCCUUGAUCGAGGUCGUUUCGGUGGGAAGAAUUCACGCAAGCCAGAUCGAGCACGAUCGCUGCUUCACUGCGCAUGCGAGGCCGGCGUUUGACGGCCGCGCCGAGCCGGACAUCGACAUCCGAAAGCUCGUCGCCGAACUCCGCUCCACAGCCGAGCAGCACGAUACCAUCCGGCGGAAGCUCAGAUCGACGCCUCUUCCUGUCAGAAUCCCCGGCUCCUUCCUCAGCGACGAGGUAGGGACGCUGAGCGGGAUGGUGGUCCCGACGGGACGCGGUACGCACCCGGGCUCGUGGCUGGAGCAGGAGUGCGCCCGGAUGCGCGAGGAGCUCUGCGUGACGGAUCUGGACGCAGCCCCAGCCGCCUCGCUCGAGCGGCUCCAUGCGCUAUGGGGCGUGCCGGACGAGGAAUCUGCCGAGCUGCUGCUGCUCUCCUUCGCCGCGUGCGCUUCGCUCACCGCCACGCAGCGCGCCCUCGCCUGUGGCACGCUCGACACGGCCGAGCGCUUGCGGUAUGCGCGCCGCUGCCUGCUCGAAGGCACCAGCCAAUUCUCGCGUGCCUCGACGCGCGUCGCGGCCGAGUACGGCUCGAUGGCACAGCGCGUCGCCACGGAUAAGAUGCGGCAGGAACGUAAAGGCCACUGA